CCAAAGUCGCGCUCUCUUCGAUAAAACGCCGCCAUACGUUGUCAACACAGUAGCGCUAACUACACGUGAGCGCUGUCCCGCACGACAUCUCGGCACUGCGAAGCUGCUCGCUGCCGUGAUCGACGGCCAAUUCACGGCAGAGCGCGGCAGCAACAAAGCGCCAUGGCCGCCUACGCCGACGCCCGUGCCGCCGCCAACUCGGUGCUGCCGCUCGCCACCGACGCGCCGCUCUACGACAAGAUCCGGCGGCGCACGCGCGAGGACGGCGUCGAGGCGAUCGGCAGCAUCAAGGACUACACGCUCGUCGAGUGCUUCCGCACGCACGAAGGCAAGCGCCAGCUCCUGCUGGGCAUGAAGAAGCGCGGCUUCGGCGUCGGCAAGUGGAAUGGUUUUGGAGGGAAGUUCGACGCGGGCGAGACCGUUCGAGACUGCGCGUUGCGGGAAUUGGAGGAGGAGAGCGGCCUCGUGCCCGAGCGGAUGGAGUGGCGCGCGCAGCUGCUGUUCACGUUCCGCGACUCGGGCAAGCUCAUGCGCGUCCACGUCUUCGCGGCGGAGGGCUUCGCGGGCGAGCCGGUCGAGACGGAGGAGAUGGCGCCGCGCUGGUUCGACGUCGACGCCAUCCCCUACGCGGAGAUGUGGCACGACGACACGUUCUGGCUGCCGCGCUUCCUGGCGGGCGAGCGCUUCGAGGGCUGGUUCGACUACGCGGCGGGAGGCGAGGCCACGAACCGCGUCCUCGCGCACGAGGUCGUGCCGCUCCCGUCGUCGACGCCGCUCAAGCCGCCGCGCGCGGACCGGAACUUCAUCUCGCCGCCCUAGUCUAUCUCUCUAAGUCUUGUUCGUCC
Molecule: messenger RNA, 845 nt
Organism: Pelagomonas calceolata
Lineage: Eukaryota; Pelagophyceae; Pelagomonadales; Pelagomonadaceae
Source: the annotation of a GenBank genome assembly